AUGCCCUCACCUCCGAAGCAGGAAGAGGAGGAGCAGGACGAGCUGGCGAUUGAUGGUGGCAGCACAAAUGCGUGGCACUGGGCAGACUCCGAUGCAGAGGUACCAGACGAAGAGCUCCCAACUCCACCCAGGAUUCCACAAAGGUUGAGACUUUCUGUGAUCCUACUGGGCAACGACGGCAAUGCUAUCGACAAGGAGAUCGCCGGCUAUCGCCCGCCUUCACCCAAAUUGGAUGAAGUGGCCGACUUCUUGUGGGAUUUGGAAGUUGCCGACGAGGACUUGCACACUUCGACAAAUUUGAGAUGGGAUAUUUAG
This is a messenger RNA of Symbiodinium necroappetens, 315 nucleotides long. NCBI's taxonomy places the organism in Eukaryota, Dinophyceae, Suessiales, Symbiodiniaceae. The record is from the annotation of a GenBank genome assembly.